UACGUGACGGCAUCGGUUACCUGACGUUCAGGUACAGCCACGCCCACCGUGACAGAAAUCUUGAGGCAAAAAUAACUGCAUUGUGAGCCAAACACGGAGGAGUACACACACGGAUAUUUUACGGAGAAAUGAUGUUGCUGUAUAUCCUUCUGUCCGCCUGUGUUGGAACUGUGCACAUGUAUCCUAAUGGACUAGUCACCGAUGCUUGUUCAGAUAUGGUACCAAGUCACCGGUCUUCAUCUGCUCAGACCAGCUCUUCUCCGUACACGAUUACCGCCACGCCGACCAGCUUCAAGGGUGGCGAUGAAAUCACAGUAACACUAAGCGGAUCAGUAAAUUUUAAAGGCUUCAUGUUACAAGCAUAUAAAGCGGGAACGAACACACCGAUCGGCACCUUCACCGUGACAAACAAUCAAGCGCAAGGACUCACCUGCUUCGGAGUGGCUAAUAGUGCAGUUUCUCAAACAUCAAAAAGUGGAAAACCGUCAAUUCAAGUUAAAUGGAAGGCCCCUACAUCUGGACAGCUCAGCAAUGUAGAGUUCCGUGCAACGUUUGUUCAAGCUUUCUCAACUUUUUGGGUGGGUGUGAAGAGCUCUGCGAUAACAUACACGGGCACAUCGACAUCUGUACCUACAUCAAAUUCUGGGUGUGGGGUCAGCAAAGUCUGUUUCAGUCAGCCUGACAACUGCGACCCAACUACCAACACUGCCUGUUACUUCAUGUCGGUUCAGUCGUCAUCCAGUCAGUCAGAAAUGCAGGUGCAAAUAGUCGGCCCAGGUAGCGGAUACGUCGCGAUUGGGUUCUCCGAUGACCAGUCAAUGGGCAAUGAUGACAUCUAUAUAUGUGGUAAAGACAAAAAUGGCAUUGCCCAAGUGCAACGUGCAUUUUCCACUGGAAGAAGGGCUCCGAAUAUUCUUUCACUGGGGAAUGUCUCUGAUAUCAAGACAGCAAUUACAAAUGGAGUGUUGAAUUGCUCUUUUACGUCUCGUAACGCCAUCAGCACGGCAAGUAGAGCAGCGUCUGGCAGCCAGUACUACCUUAUGAUCGCUUCUGGACCCAGCAGUCAAGGUAGCAUCCAGGAACACACAACAACAUUCGUCAGCCAAACCAAAGCUGAUUUAGUAAAUCCGACAGUGAUUGGCAGUGAAGCAUUUCCAGCUAUUGUUAAAGCCCACGGUGCCCUGAUGCUGAUCGCCUGGAUGACCACAGGCAGUGUGGGUAUGCUCAUAGCGCGCUAUUUAAAGGCAGUCGGCAAAGGGAGAGGAUGUUGUGGUAAAGAUUUCUGGUUUUUGGCUCACGUGAUGUUGAUGUCCCUGUCGAUUAUUGCCACAAGUAUUGCAUUUAUAAUCAUAUUUUCUUUUGCCCAGGAUUGGGCUGGGGGAGCUCAUCCGGUCCUGGGCUGUUUGGUGAUGAUUCUCUCUUUAAUUCAGCCUUUGGUGGCAGCUUUACGCUGUGAUCCCCAACACGAACAGAGAUUCAUCUUCAACUGGGCUCAUUCAUUCAACGCUCUGGCUAUCAAAGGUCUCGCAGUGGCAGCGAUCUUCACUGGUCUGGCACUUAUUGGAGACACACAGGGGUGGAUGCUGGGGGUUAUGGGAGGUUUCGUGGCAUGGGAGGCUCUGUUGUACAUCUUUCAAGAUUUGCACAUGCGCGCCAGGAAAAAAGAUUCUACCAUUUGCUCUUUUGGAAUGAUGAACACUGAAGUGAUCCUGCUUGUCCUGUAUAUAUUGGGAAACCUGGCCUUCUUGAUAGCACUUCUUGUUGGAAUCGGCAGAGCUUAAGAAAUCCCAACAUGUCACAGAUAACCUCACUGGAUUAAAGCUGUUUUUGUCUUUUUUAUUGUACUAUUAUGAACGUUAUUAUGAACACAAUUUAUUUGUUAAUUAAACGCAUCCAUUUCUAUAGGCCAGUAUAAUAUUAACCCUUUACAUGAUGCUUAUUAUGUUUUUGUCUGGGUUGACACCAUCUCUGCAAUGACUAUGAUCUGACAUGCUUUUAGACAUGACGUACAAUAGUAAACAUUAAUAGACUGUCAGUCUUCACAAGAACAGUCAGGAAAUAAGUUCCCCAUUUUUUUAAGUUAGCUAAUUAUUUUGGUUUAGAGAGUGAGGAUUGUAAUAAAUUAUUAAUAGUAAAUGCAUCCAAUAUUUUUAUACAUUUUUAUACAAAAUCCACUUAAAUAAAAACGUGUAUGUAUGUCUA
Misgurnus anguillicaudatus (oriental weatherfish) is the source of this 2202-nucleotide messenger RNA. Lineage: Eukaryota; Metazoa; Chordata; Actinopteri; Cypriniformes; Cobitidae. The record is from RefSeq and is a predicted model, not a curated record.